GCUUCCACCUAUUUGUAGCUACCUCAUUCACUCACUCACUCACUCCCACACACUGCAGCCAGCUGCAGCUGCAGCAUAGCAGCCAGACUCACUCUCACACAGUCACACUACUACUAGACUACUACUACUCCCAGCAAUCACAUCCUCUCUCUCUAUCUCUCUCUUUCAAAAGCGUGUGUGCCUGUGAGCCUGUGACUGACGACGGACUGUCUGCUGGCACGCACGAGCGGGCGCCUGUGCGUGUGUGCUCCGACCUGCAAAUCAGAGACCAGAUCGAGCCCCCUGGCCGGCUGCAGCUGCCUCCUUGCUUCCUCUAGCUCCUGGAGUGAGGAGAGCUCGCCAUUGCUGUCUGCUCAAGCUCUCUAGCGUAGCUAGACUUCUCCGGCGUGUGCUUGGCUGCUGCUAGCUGCUAGCUGGCCAGUCUUCCUCUCUUGUCCGCCGGCGAGAUGGUGGUGGUGGGCGCCGUGAGCUGCUGCCGGAGAGGGAGUUGGCGGCGACGCGCCGCCGCCCUCGCCCUCGCCGUCGUCGUCGUCUUCGCCGCGGCAGCUGUUGCCGCUGCUGCAAGGAGGCCAAUCCGUGUACUACGGAGACCAGCAGCAGCAGCGGCGCACGUGAGGAGACUAGACUCGUCGUCGUCGCUGAUGCUAGCGAGGAGGACCAACGCGGCGGCCGGCGGCGGCGACAACGGCGACGUCCGGCGGCGGCGGCUGAUCGGGCCCGGGUCGUCGCCGCCGACGUGCCGGGCGCGGUGCGGGCGGUGCGCGCCGUGCCGGCCGGUGCACGUGGCGAUCCAGCCGGGCGUCGGCGCCCAGUGGGAGUACUACCCGGAGGUGUGGCGCUGCAAGUGCGGCGAUAAGCUCUUCAUGCCGUGACCGCCGCCGUCUCGCCGCCGGCGAACCACGUAGCGCGGCGGCGGCGGCGGCGCCAGCCAUGGCUGCGUGGAUCGAUCGAUCAGUAGCAUAGUUUUGAAAGGGGUGUAGUAGUGUGUAAAAGAGGGGGAGGAGAAAGUAAUUUAAGUUAAAAGGUUAUUUUGUGGUGAUUAUAAACUAGUUAAUUAAUCAACUAGGUCGAUCUUAAUCUUAAGAUGGUGUACUGAUCGAGUUGAUGAUGCCGGUAAUGUCUGUAAAUGUGAAAUUUAAGAUCUGGAUUUUACCGUGUAUGUUCUUCUUUUUGAUUUAUCUGAUUUCCCUUUUUCGACUA
This is a messenger RNA of Oryza sativa Japonica Group (Japanese rice), 1200 nucleotides long. NCBI's taxonomy places the organism in Eukaryota, Viridiplantae, Streptophyta, Magnoliopsida, Poales, Poaceae. The record is from RefSeq and is a predicted model, not a curated record.